Messenger RNA from Daphnia pulex (common water flea), 1075 nucleotides. It is a transcript of the gene AQP, whose product is annotated as aquaporin-11-like. Bases 122 to 904 code for a protein of 260 amino acids. Gene Ontology annotation, molecular function: channel activity. Lineage: Eukaryota; Metazoa; Arthropoda; Branchiopoda; Diplostraca; Daphniidae. Gene Ontology annotation, cellular component: cytoplasm. The record is from RefSeq and is a predicted model, not a curated record. The transcript is spliced from 5 exons.
AUAGGUUUUCCUUUGGAUCAGUCGUGAGACACUGUUUGAUGUGCACACAUUUGCGGUCCGUAUUUUGUAAUAUUGCGAGAGAAAACCUCUCUUUUUACGUUGUACAACGCAAACUUGCGAUAUGGCUGCAGCUUUGAUAGCCUCUUGCCUGUUGAUUGCAGCUUCCUGCCUAUCAUCCGAACUGUUACGCAUCAUCAUUAAUAAAAAUGUCGAGACUCCCUUAUCCAAACUUCUAUGUCUGGAAUUUAUUGCUUCAGCCGAGCUUUGUGCCGUUUGUUUUGAGUUGAUUGUGGUUGCGGAGGAGUACGGAAUUUGGAUGUAUGCCCUGGUUCUGUUUCUUCUUACUCUGUGGUGGGCAGCUCAUUGGGGUGAUGCGUCCGCUUGUCCUUAUAUUCAUCUUGAAGCGUAUCUCGAUGGUUCUAUCCAUUUCAGUCAAGCUUUCCUUGCUUCUUUGGCAGAAAUAGCCGGAGGAUUAGCUAUUUACAAAUACGUACAAUAUACAUGGGAUUUAGAAUUAUCUGGCCACAUAAAUAGAUCAGUCUGGGACUGCGACGCAGACCUACACGUUCCAGCAUUUCAGGGAGCUUUGAUCGAAGGUGUGGCAACUUUUCUGUGUCGAAUUGUGUCAAAGCUUAUCGCUGAGAUUGAACCGCGGUUUGGAGGUGUUCUCGAUGCAUUUAUUGGAACUUCUUUAGUUGUAGCAGCUUGUGACUAUUCUGGUGGAUAUUUCAACCCAGUGUUGGCCACAUCAUUAAAGCUUAACUGUCGCGGUAAUACUGUUGCAGAACACUUUGUCGUCUACUGGAUUGGUUCGAUUGCUGGAUCAGUCGUUUCAUGGCGGGUUUAUCCUUUCAUUAAAGAAAAUCUAUUUCCUAAACCAUCGACAAAUAAAAAAGACCAAUAGAAAAAAAGCAAUGUGUCUCCGGACUGGAAAAAAGUGUAUUUAAUAGAUGAAAAUUGACAGGAAACUAAUAAGGAAUUUUCAAAAAUAAAAAUAAAAAAGAAGUUUAAAUCCCGAAAUUACGACUUUUCGCUUUGGAACUCUUCCGUCAAUAAAUUAUGUCAUGGUCUCUCA